Colletotrichum spaethianum is the source of this 1170-nucleotide messenger RNA. RefSeq names its product UV radiation resistance associated protein. The record is from RefSeq and is a predicted model, not a curated record. Bases 1 to 1170 code for a protein of 389 amino acids. Gene Ontology annotation, molecular function: proteasome binding; polyubiquitin modification-dependent protein binding; ubiquitin binding. Gene Ontology annotation, biological process: proteasome-mediated ubiquitin-dependent protein catabolic process; nucleotide-excision repair. Gene Ontology annotation, cellular component: cytosol; nucleoplasm. The transcript is spliced from 7 exons. NCBI's taxonomy places the organism in Eukaryota, Fungi, Ascomycota, Sordariomycetes, Glomerellales, Glomerellaceae.
AUGAAGGUCACAUUCAAGGACUUGAAGCAACAAAAGUUCACGCUCGAUGUUGAGCCCACCGACCUUGUCUCUGCCGUCAAGCAGAAGAUUGCCGGAGAGAAGGGAUGGGAUCCCAAGGAUCAAAAGCUUAUCUACUCUGGCAAGAUCCUGAAGGACGACGACACUGUCGAGUCCUACAAGAUCGAAGAGAAGGGCUUCGUCGUAUGCAUGGUCAACAAGCCCAAGGCACCCAAGCCCGCCCCCGCCGCUGAGUCCUCCGCGCCCGCCGUCCCCGCGACGCCCGCUCAGCCGGUCGCCGCGACCCCGGCCGCCCCUCCCGCUCCGGCCGCCCAUGCUGCCGCCCCCGCCGCUGCUCCCGCCACGCCUACCCCCGCUGCCAGGACCGCGGGCGGCGAUGCCGGAAACACUGACCCGUCGAUGGCCAUGGGCGCCCAGCGCCAGGAGGUGAUUGCGAACAUGGAGGCCAUGGGUUUCGAGCGCGCUCAGAUUGACGCCGCUAUGCGUGCCGCCUUCUAUAACCCCGACAGAGCCGUCGAGUACCUGCUUAACGGCAUCCCCGACAACGUCCAGGAAGAGCAGCAGCAGCGACAGGCUGCCGCCGCCGCCCAGCCUGCCCAGCCCCCCGCUGGUGCGCCCGCCGCCGGCACCGACGACGACGGAAACGUCAACCUCUUCGACCUUGCUGCCCAGGCUCGUGGUGGUAGCGGCGGUGGACGUGGCGCCGCGGCCGGUGGCAACACUCAGGCUGCCGCCGCCGCCGCCGCCGCCGCGGCUGCUGCUCAGGGCGGUUUCGGCAACCUGGACUUCCUCAGAAAUAACGCUCAGUUCCAGCAGCUGCGCCAGGUCGUCCAGCAACAGCCCCAGAUGCUGGAACCCAUUCUUCAGCAACUCGGCGCUGGUAACCCCCAGCUCGCUCAGCUGAUCGCCAACAACCCCGACCAGUUCCUGCAGCUCCUUGGCGAGGAGGUUGACGAUGACGUUCCUCUGCCCCCCGGCGCCCAGGCCAUCCAGGUUACCGAGGAGGAGCGCGACGCCAUUGAGCGGUUAUGCCGUCUUGGCUUCGACCGAGACGCUGCCAUCCAGGCCUACUUUGCCUGCGACAAGAACGAGGAGCUUGCGGCAAACUUCUUGUUCGACCAGCCCGACGACGACGACGCGCCCCAGAACUAA